GUAAAGAUACAACAAGGAGGUUGGGCUGUUAUAUCUAUGGACGGCGUGACCAUAAAAAUCUACUACACUAAUGGCACGAAAUGUCAUAAAGAGAGUAAUUCAUACACGCCUCAACUCAAGCUCUUUAUACUUUCAAUGAUAUUUUUUUACUUUUCAUCUUCAUCUUUAAUUAAUUGUUUUUUUGCUAUUCUUUUGUCUAUUUUCCUUUUUAUUUAUUUUUACGAGGAACAACAAUGGUUGCUCAAGCCAGUACACUCUUUGUAAAACAGGGGACAACUCUUGAUAGGUCUAUUGGUAGUUUCAAGAUUAUGCAGAGGUGGACAAAGAACCCUAGAGGUAUAACCCUCCUUCAAAGAAUGGGAAUCGGUGUGUUUUUCCUAAUCAUAGUCAUGAUGGUUGCAUCUUUCACCGAGCAGUACAGAUUGAAAGUGGCCAGGGAACAUGGUUUGGUUGAAAAUGGAGGCCAAGUUCCAUUGAAAAGCAUGAAGAAUCUUGGGACAUCCUAUUCCUCUACCAGUCUGGGAAUUGGGAAUUUUCUCAGUAGCUUUCUUCUUUCAACAGUUUCUGACAUCACAAGCAGGAAUGGUCGCCGACGAUGGAUUCUAAACGACCUGAGUGCUUCUCAUCCGGACUAUUUAUAUGGAUUUUUUGCAAUUCUAAACUUGUUGAACUUGAUGUUCUUCUUGGUUGUGGCCAUGUCUUUUAUGUACAGGGCUGAAGUCUCGGAUUCAAUGCAAGUACAACCUCAAGAAUUAGAGGCAUCAAAUCCACAAGAACCUAGCUAGGUCUCAGACUAGAAAUGGUGCCUCUGAAUGUCAAAGCUGAAACUCAACUUUCUAACGAAUAAAAGAUAUCCAAACAU
Molecule: messenger RNA, 862 nt
Organism: Rubroshorea leprosula
Lineage: Eukaryota; Viridiplantae; Streptophyta; Magnoliopsida; Malvales; Dipterocarpaceae
Source: the annotation of a GenBank genome assembly